AUGCAGAAGGUCGCUCUUCUUACCCUGAUCCUCGCGGGCACUUCGAUCGCCGCGCCUACUGGUGCCGACAAACGCUCUGAUGCCGAUGCCGCUACUCUUUAUGUUGCCGAUAAGCGCUCCGAUGCCGACGCCGCUACUCUCUACGUAGCUGACAAGCGCUCCGAUGCCGACGCCGCAACCCUCUACGUCGCUGACAAGCGGUCUGAUGCCGACGCCGCUACUCUCUACGUAGCUGACAAGCGCUCCGAUGCCGACGCCGCAACCCUCUACGUCGCUGACAAGCGCUCUGAUGCCGACGCCGCAACCCUCUACGUCGCUGACAAGCGGUCUGAUGCCGACGCCGCAACCCUCUACGUUGCUGACAAGCGCUCUGACGCCGAUGCUGCUACUCUUUAUGUUACCGACAAGCGCUCUGAUGCUGAUGCCGCAACCCUCUACGUUGCUGACAAGCGCUCUGACGCCGAUGCUGCUACUCUUUAUGUUGCCGACAAGCGCUCCGAUGCUGACGCCGCAACUCUCUAUGUUGCUGACAAGCGCUCUGACGCCGACGCUGCUACUCUUUAUGUUGCCGACAAGCGCUCUGACGCUGACGCUGCUACUCUUUAUGUGGCUGACAAGAAGAAGCGUUCUGACGCCGAUGCCGCCACCCUCUACGUAGCUGACAAGAAGAAGCGCUCUGACGCCGAUGCUGCCACCCUCUACGUUGCCGACAAGAAGAAGCGCUCCGAUGCUGAUGCCGCUACCCUCUAUGUUGCCGACAAGAAGAAGCGCUCUGACGCCGAUGCUGCCACCCUCUAUGUUGCCGACAAGAAGAAGCGCUCCGAUGCUGAUGCCGCUACCCUCUAUGUUGCCGACAAGAAGAAGCGUUCGGACGCCGACGCUGCCACCCUCUACGUCACCGACUAA
Messenger RNA from Colletotrichum navitas, 906 nucleotides. RefSeq names its product glucose-dependent insulinotropic receptor. NCBI's taxonomy places the organism in Eukaryota, Fungi, Ascomycota, Sordariomycetes, Glomerellales, Glomerellaceae. The transcript is spliced from 2 exons. Bases 1 to 906 code for a protein of 301 amino acids. The record is from RefSeq and is a predicted model, not a curated record.